This is a messenger RNA of Acanthaster planci (crown-of-thorns starfish), 2205 nucleotides long. Its product is annotated as D-aspartate oxidase-like. Gene Ontology annotation, cellular component: cytoplasm. Gene Ontology annotation, biological process: D-amino acid catabolic process. Lineage: Eukaryota; Metazoa; Echinodermata; Asteroidea; Valvatida; Acanthasteridae. The record is from RefSeq and is a predicted model, not a curated record. Gene Ontology annotation, molecular function: FAD binding; D-amino-acid oxidase activity.
AACGCUGAACAAGACUUGAUUUCUGGUUUCGUGGUUUUUGACAGUCGUCGGCCGACAAAUUUUAUCUCAAUCUGGAUAACUCGGCAUCAGUGCAAGGAUGGUGCACAAAGUAUGUGUGGUUGGUGCUGGAAUUAUCGGUCUGUCAACUGCCUACAUCAUUCAAGACAAAAUUCCAGAUGUUGAGGUGACAAUAAUAGCUGACAGGUUCUCACCAGACACAACUGGAGAUGGAACGGGGGGACUAUGGAUGCCCUACCUAGCAGGAAACACUCCAAUGGAAUUAAUUCAAAAAUGGGGCAAAGACACCUGGGACUAUCUGAUCAAGAUAUUGCGAUCCCCUGAGGCAGAUGCAGCUGGAGUUUCCAUACAUUCUGGUCACAUCAUAUAUGAAAAGAAGCCAGAACAGGAUCCAUUUUGGAAAGACAUGGUCUUCCACUUCAAACAUUGCACCCAGCAUGAGUUGGACGCUUUGUUUCCAGGUUACCCGUGUGGUGUACACGUGACAAUGAUGUUUUGCUUGUGUCUGAGAUACCUACCUUGGCUUAUGGAAAGGUACAAGGCAAUUGGAGGAAAGACGAUGAAGCAAACACUGUCUUCUCUUAGUGAGAUUUCAGAUUUGUAUGAUGUCAUUGUUGCAUGUCCUGGUGUUAGAGCACGACACUUGCUUGACGAUAAAGAGGUGUACCCAAUAAGAGGACAGAUUGUAACUAUGACCAAUCCAGGAUCUCUAAUAAAAUACACUGAUACUGAAAAGGCAGAAGGUAGUAGCGACACCUAUCUGCUGCCAUCAUGCUCUGCUGAGUAUAUUCACUGUGGAGGGACAGCCCAAGUCAAUGACUGGAAUGAAGAAUCAGACCCAGAAGAUGCCAAACGUAUCAUUGAGAGGUGUACCAAGCUUGUACCAAGCUUGAAGAGUGCCGAAGUAGUAGGCACUUGGGCAGGCUUACGCCCUGGACGCUCCAGCGUCAGACUUGAAAAGGAGGAUAAGAUGAUUGCAGGCAAAAUGAAGAAGGUUGUGUACAAUUACGGUCAUGGAGGCUCUGGUAUAACAUUGCACUGGGGCUGUGCUUUAGAUGCCACUGAACUUGUGAGGCAGUCUAUCACAGAACUACAACCACUUCAAUCACCAUCCAAACUGUAGCCAGCACGACCAGGCUCUGUAUGGCCUCAUCAGGGAAAAUUGUUGAUGCCUGAUAACUCCUCAUAAAUAAAUCCUACAGUAGUUAAUACUUACCCCACAAAAAUACAGGAAAAGGAAUCCUAUGUAGAGUUUGGCAAAAUGACUUGUAGUGAGCACAGAUAAGGGGACUCAAAAUGUUAUGAGGAUAACCCCCCCCCACAAUUUCAAUUUUCCUAACCAAACAAAUUUCCCCCUUAACAUGGGGAAGGCCCAUGUAUACAGUGUCUUUACACAGGUUUAGCUGUCUUAUAUUGUACAUUCAGAAUUUGAUGGAAACUGUAAUCAUCAUAUUCAGCAAUGUAAUUGCAUAUGAUAAUGUUACCUUGUUUGUCUUUUAGUCCUAUUUUGGCUAGCUGUGGUCAAAGCAAACUGAUAAAGGCUUCAUUCACAACUAACCCUUGUUCCAGAGACAUUCACAUUUCUGAAUUUUACGUUACUAGCAAAGGUUUUUGUGGCCAUGUAAAGCAUUAAACAUUGUCUUAAAGAUUCCUUUGAAAAAUUUGAAUUUCUAUUUCUGAGACUGUUUUUUUUUACUUCGUUUUCCCAAAUGGUAUUUUUAAAUCUGUGUUAUUUCUUUUCAUCAAAGAAACAAACACUGAAAAUUUCUGAAAUAGUAGUUAUGAAGAAAACUAAAUAUUACGGCAACAGUUAAAAUUUGUUGGUAAUCUUUCGUAUUUUUAUUUACUGUGAUUUUGUCUCAUUUUGCUUUAUUGCCAUAUCAUCCUAUUCUUGGGUUAUUACAUAUUUUAUGUCUGUCUUAUUUCUUAGUUCACCCUUAACUUGUGCAUUUUUUAUUUCAAUAAUAUGCAGUAUCAGGGUUGGCCAAUUUAAUCACUUUGAUUUCAAUAAGUGAAAUCAAAUGAUUUUAAAUUUGGAGGAAACUCCGGAUGAAUAUUCCAGGGAAAUCCACGGAAUCAGGCAGGGACUGAAAACCCAAUCCACAUGCUAACCUAACGGAUAUAAAGGCUUUGUUUUUGUCGCUUCUAAAAAGGAAGAAAAAGUAAAAACAACACUCAACAAUGAAA